Messenger RNA from Lodderomyces margitis, 357 nucleotides. Its product is annotated as glutaredoxin. Bases 1 to 357 code for a protein of 118 amino acids. The record is from RefSeq and is a predicted model, not a curated record. Gene Ontology annotation, cellular component: cytoplasm. The transcript has a single exon. Gene Ontology annotation, biological process: cellular response to oxidative stress. Gene Ontology annotation, molecular function: glutathione disulfide oxidoreductase activity. NCBI's taxonomy places the organism in Eukaryota, Fungi, Ascomycota, Pichiomycetes, Serinales, Debaryomycetaceae.
AUGUUUGAAUCUAUCAAGGCCUACAUUGUCGCAUGGUUGCCAGGUGAAGUUUCACCUCAGUUGAAAAAAUCUGUCGAAUCAACCAUUGAAUCAAACAAGCUUUUGGUGUAUUCAAAGACUUAUUGCCCGUACUGUACCGCAACCAAGAAUUUAUUGAAUAAGCAUGGUGUUGACUACAAAUUGAUUGAGUUGAACACAUUGCCUGAUGGUGGAAAUAUUCAACGUGCUUUGAAAGAAAUUACGGGGCAAAGAACUGUGCCAAAUAUUUUUUUCAAUGGUAAGCAUAUCGGUGGUGAUUCCGAUUUACAGGCUUUGGAGAGCAAAGGCGAGUUGACAGGUUUGCUUGCAAAGUUGUAA